Molecule: messenger RNA, 1202 nt
Organism: Phoenix dactylifera (date palm)
Lineage: Eukaryota; Viridiplantae; Streptophyta; Magnoliopsida; Arecales; Arecaceae
Source: RefSeq, a predicted model, not a curated record
CCUCCCCUUCCCCUUCCCACCCCUCCUCUCUCCACCCGCUCUUUCCUAGUCCAAGCCUAUGAGCUGCCACUAUAUCCUCUUAUGAUGCACCCGACGAGGCCAUGCCUCUCCACCCUCUCCCGCUCCUCCCUUCUCCUCUCCCCCCACCACUUCCCCUCCUCCUCUUCUCCCUUCUCCUCACUUCGCCCCCGCCGCUCGCAAGCCUUCCGGCCCCUCUCCUCCCUCCGGGAGACGAAGAAGGCCACUCUCCGCAAGGCCUCCAACGUCCCCCAGAACCUCAAGUUUGACGGCCGGAGGGGGAGGGACGAUGGGUCCGUCUCGGAUGACGGGGACGGGGCGUUGGGAGGAGAGACGGCCGUGAAGGGCACGCUUCUCGCGGGGCUUCUGCUAGUUGGGGUCAUUGGAGGGUUCGGUACGGUGGGGUACGUCUACAAAGACCAGAUCAAUGCCUUUCUCACCCAGUUCUCGGAUUUCAUCGAAGGUUAUGGCCCUUCUGGAUAUGCCUUAUUUGUACUUGUUUAUGCUGCAUUGGAGAUUCUUGCAAUUCCAGCAAUUCCAUUAACUAUGUCGGCGGGACUUUUAUUUGGAAGUGUAACAGGGACCAUUAUCGUUUCGAUCAGUGGGACAGUGGCUGCAGCGGUGGCCUUUCUUAUUGCUAGAUAUUUUGCUCGUGAGCGUAUUCUCAAAUUGGUUGAAGGAAACAAAAAGUUUUUGGCAAUUGAUAAGGCAAUAGGAGAGAAUGGAUUCAGAGUUGUUACACUUCUACGUUUGAGUCCUUUGCUCCCAUUUUCUCUUGGAAACUAUCUAUAUGGUUUGACAUCAGUGAAGUUUGUGCCUUAUGUAUUAGGCAGUUGGUUGGGGAUGCUUCCAGGAACAUGGGCUUAUGUAAGUGCAGGUGCAUUUGGGCGAGCCAUCAUUCAAGAAGAGUCAGAUGUGGGCUUACCAGGAGGAAACGACCAAUUAGUGACUCUUGGACUAGGCUUGUUAUUUACAGCCAUUGCUGCAGCCUAUGUAACUCGGCUUGCAAAGGAUGCUGUGAAGGAUAUUGAGUAGAAGCACAACUCUUUGCAAGAAGUUAUGAGGAAAUGGGUAAUUCCCUAAUACAAUAUCAAAUUUAGAAAGUGUACAACCACCUUGUAUAGUAUUGGCAUCUUUUUGAAGCAUCUAAUAUAAUGCAAUUAAUUUUUCCCAGUCAUUGUCCA